Messenger RNA from Patiria miniata (bat star), 3166 nucleotides. RefSeq names its product dihydrolipoyl dehydrogenase, mitochondrial-like (gene dld). Gene Ontology annotation, molecular function: dihydrolipoyl dehydrogenase (NADH) activity; flavin adenine dinucleotide binding. Lineage: Eukaryota; Metazoa; Echinodermata; Asteroidea; Valvatida; Asterinidae. The coding region runs from base 42 to 1586 and encodes 514 amino acids. The transcript has 12 exons. The record is from RefSeq and is a predicted model, not a curated record. Gene Ontology annotation, cellular component: oxoglutarate dehydrogenase complex; mitochondrion.
CUCUACUGACAUGACACCACUUUUCCACCGCACAGACAGAAAUGAUGGCUCUUUUACCUACUUUGGGCCGUGCUUCGGCUGCGAUUUCCAAGACAGGGCAUUUGCACAGUCUGACGAGGCGGACAGCGCCCUCUCUUGUUGGCCAGAGGCGAUAUUACUCGGAGGGGGCCGAGGAGCAGGAUGUGGUCGUGAUUGGGUCAGGACCUGGUGGGUAUGUUGCUGCCAUUAAAGCUGCCCAGCUUGGCAUGAAGACGGUGUGUAUUGAGAAGAACCCUACCCUGGGAGGAACCUGUCUCAACGUGGGCUGCAUCCCCUCCAAGGCACUGCUCAACAACUCCCACUACUAUCACUUGGCCAAGUCCAAUGACUUCAAGAACAGAGGCAUAGACAUUGGUGACCUGCAGCUGAACCUACCCAAGAUGAUGGAGCAGAAAUCUGGAGCAGUCAAGGCCCUGACUAACGGCAUUGCACACCUCUUCAAACAGAACAAGGUAACAAGACUCGAGGGCCACGGUAAGAUUACCACCCCCAACGAAGUGGCUGUACUGCACCCAGACGGAAAGGUCAAAGAGGUCAUCAAGACAAAGAACAUCCUCAUAGCAACCGGGUCAGAGGUCAUGCCAUUUCCUGGAAUAGAGGUAGAUGAAAAGACAGUUGUAUCAUCCACCGGUGCACUGUCAUUAGAGAAGGUUCCUGAACACAUGGUGCUUAUAGGGGCCGGGGUCAUCGGACUGGAACUGGGAUCUGUAUGGCAGAGGCUAGGGGCCAAAGUCACAGCGGUAGAAUUCCUUGGACAUGUGGGUGGCCUGGGAAUCGACAUGGAGAUAUCGAAGAAUUUCCAGAGGACCCUGAAGAAGCAAGGCAUGAGCUUCAAGAUGAACACCAAGGUGACGGGUGCCACCAAGACGGAUGCGGGCAUCACGGUCACCGUGGAGUCUGUCUCCGAUCCCAGCAAGAAGGAGGAGCUAGAGUGUGACUCACUACUGGUCUGCAUCGGUCGACGGCCGUAUACCCAGAACCUGGGACUAGAGGAUGUUGGUAUUGAACUGGAUGAGAGAGGCAGGGUACCAGUCAAUGACAGGUUUGCCAGUAAAGUGCCCAGCAUCUUUGCCAUCGGUGACUGCAUCCACGGACCCAUGCUGGCCCACAAGGCUGAAGACGAGGGCAUCAUCUGCAUAGAAGGUAUCGCUGGGGGCGCUGUUCACAUUGACUACAACUGCGUACCGUCGGUGGUCUACACGCACCCGGAGGUGGCCUGGGUGGGCAAGACGGAGGAGCAGCUGAAGGAGGAAGGCGUGGCUUACAAAGUGGGCAAGUUCCCCUUCGCUGCAAACAGCAGAGCUAAAACCAACGCUGACACUGAUGGACUAGUCAAGAUCCUGAGCGAUGCAACCACAGAUAGAAUGCUUGGAGCUCACAUCAUGGGCCCCAACGCUGGAGAACUUAUCAAUGAAGCAGCAUUGGCCAUGGAAUAUGGAGCAUCAUGUGAAGAUGUAGCUAGGGUCUGCCAUGCCCAUCCGACGGUUUCGGAGGCUUUCAGAGAGGCUAACAUGGCGGCGUACAUCGGCAAGGCAAUCAACUUUUAAAAUCAGUGUGAAUAUACAUCUAUGAAAAAUAGUUUUACUAGUUACCAACAUAUGUCAGUUUGUGGCUUCCUGUAAGCACGGAUCCUCUACACGAGGAUAAAUGACUCAUUUUGUACAAAACGCACGGAACGGAUUGUCUACAUGCGUGAUAUGCCAUGUCCGCGCAUAGAACAACGAAAAGAACAUGUAGAACAAUGUGUGCGCGCCAUGAAUCCCCAACAGCUAGUGCCGGCCUACAUGAAAUCUCAUUGAAACCCGUCAGUAGUUUGACUGCAGUCGUGUGCCGAGUCUCGCAUACGCGCACGCAUGAUGUGCAUGGGCCGCAUGUAACCAUGUAUCACACAUGUAACCAGAAAUUUGGGGAAGUCAUUUAUCCUUGUGUAGAGGAUCCGUGCUGUAACCUAGUACUUUUGAAAGGAAAACUUUCCUGGGUUUGGGUUCAUGGUGUAUUAAAGGAUUUUCCAGAGGCAGUUGUGGUACCGACUUGAGAGUUGGCAGAAUUUUCUCAGAGCAUCCCUCCCCCAAGACAAUAGGUGUUGUCAAACCUCGUGUCCAGCGCCUCAUGCUCGAGUUUCAUUAUUUUUAGGUCCAUGAUGUGGGAGAUACAGGUGGAGUAUCAGCUCCUAUCUCUUCUGCAGAUCAUCUUUUCAUUAUAUGUGGAUUUAUAAUUGUUAGAGUAUGAACAUUGGAUUUUAAGCACAAUGCACUUUAACCCUAACCUUCCCAAAUCUUCCCAAAUCCUCGUUGAAAAACGGAGGAUUUUGCAGGAUUAGGGUUGCAACCUAGCAAAAAAGGCUAGGGAGUUACGGUUAACAUUAUGGAAAGUCAAAGCUGGAGACACGUCCAAAGAUUGAAAAAAGCCUAUUGUCUGUAAUGUGACCUUUGACCCCAGCUUGCAUAAACUCUAUCCAUAACUUUUAAAUCUGUACCAUUUGAAAGGUAAAAAAUAAAACCAAUGUUAUUUGCAAUUUCUCAGUAUGUUUUAUUUGCAGACUUUAGAUUCCAAUUUCUGAUGUGGUGCAUAUUUUGGGUACCUUAUUUUUAACUGAAAAUUGGCACAAGUGUGACAUCUGGAUAAAUAUUCACAGUAAGAUACCAAAGCCUCAGGAAUAUGUUUCACAGAAGUUUUAAGGAUGAUGUAAUGAUCUGCAGCGAUGUAUUUUUAAUUUUGUCGAGUACCAGAACCACCCCUAAUGUACCAUGAAUGAAAAUUUAGCUGUUUUUUUUUUAAUUCCCAGACAUCUUAAGAUUAGUUAUAAAACCCUUAUUUUUAUCUUGCUACUAUUAAGAUAUAUGAUUGGACAGAUUUUCCCCCAUAACAAUCUCAUAGCCUUUGAGGCCAAGAAUAUCUUGGUGUAUUCUGUUAUAUUAGCAUCUUAUUUUCGUCAAUUCCCAACUUCAAUGAUAGCUUAUUAGAAACCUUUCCGUUCUUGGUUAUAAAUUAUUUAUUUUGGUGUUUUUUUUUUUGGCAUCAUGCAUACCGAUAUGUGAUUUCCAUACCAUUAAUAUGGAAAUUGUUUAACAAAUGCAAGACCAUAAUAUUGGAAAUGGCAUCCACAAUAAAACAAGUUUCCAAAAAU